AUGGAUGCAUCAGAUGGCAAACGGAGGGUUGCAGCUCUGUCCAUGAAGACAGCAGCAGAUGCAACUAUGUCACCAUCUUUUGAUCCAUCAAGUAAACGGCUCGGUAGUGAAGCAGUUAUUGUAGACACGUCAUUGAUAUCGGAGAUAAAGAAGGGUUCUAGUGAUAUCUUAAAAAGUAGUUAUACCUACUUACUGUGCCACCCAGAAGAUAUUUUGAAGAAGGAAGUAUGUGAUAUUCUUUGUACAGACUCUUGGCAAAAAGAGAUAACUCACAUAUUUAUAGAUGAGGCACAUUGUGUAGUACAGUGGGGGCACGAAUUUAGACCGGACUAUAUGAAAAUUAGUAAACUAAGGUCAGUUUUCCCAGAGUCAAAAUUUGUGGCAUUAACAGCUACAGCAACAAAGCUUAUGAUAAGAGAAAUAACUGACAUACUUCUAAUGAAAAGCUUUACAACCAUAUCUGCAUGUGUUGAUCGGCCUAAUGUGAAAAUUACAAUAAUAAAGAGAUUACCAUCAGCUGGAGGAAAAAAUACAGCAGAAGAAUCAUUUAAACAGGUAAUGGAACCUUUGUUGAGAAGCUUGUGUGAUGAUGCAGAUAAUUUUCCAAAAACUAUAGUAUACAGCAAACUAAAGUGGUGUGGAAAUGGUUACAACAUGGUAUGCCAAGAAGCAGCAAAAGAAAGUGAUCCAAAUGCUGUGAUUCAGAGAGUUUCACAGUAUCAUUCAGCAUGUACAGAUCAGAUGAAAAAGAUAAUUGUUGAUGAUAUGGCUGAUGUGAAUGGGAAUAUAUCACUACUGUUUGCAACUGAAGCAUAUGGGAUGGGUGCAGAUGCACCAAAUAUAAGAAGAAUCAUACAUUAUGGACCACCUACUUCUGUAGAAACUUAUAUGCAAGAGAUUGGCCGUGCUGGCAGAGAUGGUCUUCAAAGUGAAGCUGUAUUGUACUUUAACAACAAUGACCUAGGUGGUAACACCCCAGUUAGAGAUGAAGUCAAACAAUUUUGUAGACUUAAAUCAUGCAGAAGGCAAUUUCUCUGUAAACAUUUUGACUGGGAAUGUGUGGCUUUGUUGAUAAAACACAACUGUUGUGACAUUUGUAAGGUGGACUGUAAUUGUAUUGAGUGCUUAUCAAAUUCAGCAUUUGAUGACCUUGAUGUUGCUGAAGAUGAUAAAGAAGGUACUCCGUCACAGCUUCAAACUCUAUUAGCAGCAUAUUUUCAACUGGAAAAUGAUUUAGUUGACAUGCCAAAAUCAGAAAUUUUUACAGGUCUGUCUUCUGAGCUUGUUCCAGAGAUAGUUAAAAAUUGUUUAUCUUAUAAAUCUGCUUGGGAGAUAUGUAGAAAAUUUCCUUUCUUGAAAUUUGAAUAUGCUUGUAAUAUAUUCAAAAUUAUAUUGAAUGUCAAAUCUGAAUGUCCUGAGGUUUAA
Molecule: messenger RNA, 1425 nt
Organism: Mytilus trossulus (common blue mussel)
Lineage: Eukaryota; Metazoa; Mollusca; Bivalvia; Mytilida; Mytilidae
Product: ATP-dependent DNA helicase RecQ-like
Exons: 5
Coding region: 1-1425 (474 amino acids)
Biological process (GO): double-strand break repair via homologous recombination
Cellular component (GO): nucleus; chromosome; cytoplasm
Molecular function (GO): four-way junction helicase activity; 3'-5' DNA helicase activity
Source: RefSeq, a predicted model, not a curated record